AUGGGGUGGCUGAGACACAAACCCCCUCACAGCGGGUGUCACUCUCCUGUUCUCGGGGCUCUGAUUGACGACCUGGAGAUCUCCAUGAUCCCGGCCCUGGUGCUGCUGCCUCUGCUGCUCCGGGCCGCAGCGCUGCACCACCUGCUGGGCAUCAUCAUCCUGACAGCUCUGCCCAGCCUGGUCCUCUGGUUCUACUACGCCACGCACCGCCAUCUGCAGCUGUGCACUGUGACUGCUGGGAUGAUCCUCACCAUCGGAUCUCUCAUUCACACCAAGAGAGGCCCAGGGUUUCACACCACCUCCUAUCACAGCCAGAGUGAGGAGGUUAACAAGGACUCUACACAUCUUAAUGGAUCCAUCCAAUCAGCGGCCUCCUCCUCCUCUCCUCCUGCCCUGACAGAAAAGUGGAGCAGAUGCUCUGUGUGCAAAACAAUGCGACCCCCGCGGGCCGGACACUGUCGAACCUGUGGAUCCUGCGUCAAGCGUCUGGACCACCACUGUGUCUGGAUAAACAGCUGUGUCGGACAGGCAAACCACUGCAGUUUCCUGCUGACCCUCUUGGUGUUCGUGCUGACCUCUCUGUAUGGGAUCAGUUUGGUGCUUUGCAGCAUCUGUCCUCGGCAGUAUGUCAUGACGGCUCCCUUCUACUGCCCCGGUGUCUACAGCCAGUCCAGGUACAGCACUCUAUACAUCAUAAAUACAUGUUUAUGUGUCAUAUCUUCUGUCUCAUCCCAACAACUACGUCAGAAGUCCACAUUGAAAAAGUUCACCAAAUUAAUAUAAACACAAAAAUUUACUUUACUUGUUGCUAUUAGAUAAUAGGUAUGAUAUGAUGAUAUUAGUAGAAUUUGUAAGGACAUAUAUUCUACUGCCUCAUCUUUGAUGUAUUAGAGUCAUCAGUAUUUGAUUGUG
Messenger RNA from Hippoglossus stenolepis (Pacific halibut), 912 nucleotides. Its product is annotated as palmitoyltransferase ZDHHC23-A-like. Gene Ontology annotation, molecular function: protein-cysteine S-palmitoyltransferase activity. NCBI's taxonomy places the organism in Eukaryota, Metazoa, Chordata, Actinopteri, Pleuronectiformes, Pleuronectidae. Gene Ontology annotation, biological process: protein targeting to membrane; peptidyl-L-cysteine S-palmitoylation. The record is from RefSeq and is a predicted model, not a curated record. The transcript is spliced from 3 exons. Bases 1 to 783 code for a protein of 260 amino acids. Gene Ontology annotation, cellular component: Golgi apparatus; endoplasmic reticulum.